This is a messenger RNA of Trichomycterus rosablanca, 1452 nucleotides long. RefSeq names its product carbonic anhydrase XII (gene ca12). The record is from RefSeq and is a predicted model, not a curated record. NCBI's taxonomy places the organism in Eukaryota, Metazoa, Chordata, Actinopteri, Siluriformes, Trichomycteridae. Gene Ontology annotation, molecular function: carbonate dehydratase activity; zinc ion binding. Gene Ontology annotation, biological process: one-carbon metabolic process. The transcript is spliced from 9 exons. Gene Ontology annotation, cellular component: plasma membrane. Bases 1 to 1452 code for a protein of 483 amino acids.
AUGUUAUUAACGCUCAUAUCAUUGUUCAUAAUAAUAUAUCCACGCUUCUCUAAUGGUAAAAAAUGGACAUAUGAUGGGCCUGAUGGAGAGCACCACUGGUCCAGCAAUUAUCCAUACUGUGGAGGAGCAUUCCAAUCUCCUAUAAACUUUCAGCCAAAGUUGCUGAGAUACGAUCCAGACUUGCUGCCCAUUCAGCUUCAAAACUAUAAUUUGUCUAGCAGUGAGCAGCUCACUCUCAGCAACAACGGACACUCUGUGCAGCUGUCCCUGCCAUCCCGGAUGCAGCUUGUUAGUUUACCUGAUCAAUACUCUGCAGCUCAGCUUCACUUCCACUGGGGAUCUGCCAAUGUACUGGCUGGCUCUGAACACGCAGUCAACGGCAAGCAGUUUCCUGCUGAGCUGCAUUUGGUCCAUUUCAAUUCUGCAAGGUAUCCCAACAUCUCUAUGGCAGUGGACAAGUCUGAUGGUCUUGCUGUACUGGGAGUUUUUAUUGAGGUGGGUGAAUUUAAUCCAGCUUUUGACCAGUUUCUCAAAUUUGUCCAAGGCAUUAAGUAUAAAGACCAGAAGGUGCAGAUUCCAGCCUUUAACAUACAGAAGCUGCUACCUGCUUACCUGGAUGAGUAUUACCGUUAUGAUGGAUCUCUCACCACACCCCCCUGCUACCCCAGUGUGCUGUGGACAGUGUUCAAGGAUCCUGUCACCAUCUCACUCAGUCAGUACCUGACACUGGUCAAUAUUCCAUCCACCUCUAAUGCUCAAGAAUCAGUCCCAGUGCCUAUGUUCGGGAACCACCGAAAACCCAUGCCGAUGGACAAUAGAGUGGUGUUGGUCUCCUUCCAGGAUAGCUGGGGGCUGCAUGGUUCUCUUUCAGUGGCUUCUCCCAUGCAGAGAAGGCUGGCCAUCCAACAACUGCUGAGGGGAGACCUUGCAGAUUUGGCAGAUGAAGGACUGCACCAUCUUUUGCCAAAGCUCAGGAACAAGCCAUGGGCACCAAAAAAAUUGAACAGCAACCAGAGACCGAAGCCAUCGAGCCAAGUAGCUAAGAAACUUCCUUCAACUUUGAAGUCUGCCAUAAAUGAUGAUGUGUUGUGUUUUGUAUCCCUGGAAAAGAAUGUAUCUCUUGAGGUGAGCAGGCGUCAUGCAGAAAGCCAGAUAAUCCAUGCUCUUAAAAAAGCAGUGUUCCCUAAGCUAAACCUACACAGCUACCUAAACUGCAGGUCUGACUUGGAUCUCCAAACAAUCAGGUAUCUUAUUUAUUCAAGACCUGGAGAUGAGGCAGAGGAGCUUGAUCAGGCAUUGACGAGAGCCAUUCAGAGGCAAAAGCCUCUGAAGCAGCACCAGGGCUCAGCACUGUCCAAGCUGACAAGGCAGACCAAAGCUGCUGGCAUAAAAAAUAGUCAAGACGUGGUGUUCGCUAAUCACAGACUGCAGGCUGCAGAGUGGGAGGAUUAG